CAACUUAAACAAAGAGUUUUCUUAUUUCGUUAUUAAUUUUUCUUCUUGUUGUAGUCCGAACCCAGUUUGUCAAACCCUUCGUCGCCUCAAACUCUCUCUCAAUCUCUAGACAUGGUGGCCUCGUCCUCAUCGUUGUCCGUGUACUCCUCGGACUCCUCGUCGUCUUCGUCUGCGUCUCGCCGCCGACAUCGUCGCCACCAACGUAGUCGCCGAGGCAAAGACAAAGAUAAAGACAGAGAUGCCCUGAAGAUCCGUAAAAAGACCAUUCGCUCCCACACUAAACGACGUCGCAGACACCGCCACCACUCCUCGUCUGAUUCUUACUCUUCCUCCUCUCCUUCGGACUAUUCCAGUGAUAGUUCUUCGGACAGUGAGCGUGAAACAUCUAGUCAGUCAAAGAAGCGCAAGAAGAGUGACAGACAGAAGAAGAGCAAGGAAAAGGACCAGAGCAAGAGUCAUCGCCGUAAACAUCAUAGGAGUAAACUCAAAGAGAAGCAGCAGAAUGAGAGAAAUAGCAGCCCUGUUCAGCUUUCCAAGUUCUUAGGGCGUGACAAAGAUGAUGGAGUUCGUCGUAGUGCUGUCUCUGGCAAAAAGAUUCUAUUGAAACUUGAGAAGACAAAGGAGGACAAAGCGGCUGAAAACAAAAGGAAUGAACUGCUGAAGUUCUUAAAUGCUAGUUUUGAUUGAUGUUGUGGAGUCCAUGGAAUCAACAAGUGAAUGAAGGAAUUGAGUUGAGUUCCAGCUGCUUGCUUAUCUUAAAGAUUUUGAAGGAUUUUCCAUGAGGUCCAAGUUUAGUGUGGAGUCACAUUUUAUACUUGUGUUUCUGUUACCGGUGAUGAAUUUAAAACAUUGUUAAAUUAGAGUCAUGGGCUAAUUACCUUUGAUUUGGGCGUUGUAUUUUAUUGAAUUGGUACUGCCAUUGCAUAUUAACUUAUAUCAAGGAUUCACCAUUAAGUUUUUAAGAUGGUCAGUA
This is a messenger RNA of Prunus avium (sweet cherry), 973 nucleotides long. RefSeq lists its product as uncharacterized. The record is from RefSeq and is a predicted model, not a curated record. Lineage: Eukaryota; Viridiplantae; Streptophyta; Magnoliopsida; Rosales; Rosaceae.